AUGCCAGAAGAAGAACACCGGUUGUCACGUGAGAACGCCGACUUGAGAGAGCUUGUAUUACUCCUGAAGACGAAGAGUGAAGAUGAAGCAAAAGCAAUACUCAAUAUGAUCAGAUCCCACGACGAUCCUCUCAGUGUUAUCGAGAAGCUUCGACAACAUAAACUGCCUUUCGCUUGGUCCGACACGCCGGGCCAGGACUCUGAUAAGGCUGACGAGAAAGUCAUCAAGAGUGCGAUCCGGGUCCCUGCCCAGCCGUGGACAAGUGUGGCGACCGACGAAGUGGUCUCGGAGCUGAUCACUGCCUGGUUCGCUUGGGAAGACACGACACUGUUUUCGUAUAUCACACUAGAUCUUUUCGUAGCAGACAUGAAAGCAAGCGAUCCAGAGCGUGCGACAUUUUGCUCUCCCUUCCUCGUCAAUGCCAUCUGUGCUGCCAAAGCCAUCAGUUGCAUCGCACGAGCUCAUAGAAUGAGAAGUGUCCACAAGGCCUUCAAGUCCAUGGACAAGCCUGCCGCAGACGCAACGUCUGAAAGUACAUGGGAGCUAAGCGAACGAUUCCUCGCCGCUGUGAAGGAGCACUUGGAGCUUCAGUGCGGACGGGCUUCGCUUCCUACCAUCCACGGACUGUAUUGUCUUUUUCAGCACGCAUCUAUCUCAGGAGUAGAUCGGGCAGGCUCGUUCUAUCGACUUGCUGCGAUCGACAUUAUAAGCCGUCUCAACCUCACAAAGGUAGACCACGUGCUCAAAAGGGACAUAUUGCAUACUGCUAAGAACCGAGCUAGACGACACCUGAACCUUCAAUACCUGAAUUUGGAUGAACCAGAAUGGCUCGCCUCGCUCAAAUUUUCUCGCUUUAGCAGAUGUCAGGAUAUUAUGGCUGACAACCCACCGCCUUCGAAGGACGAACAAGACAAAGCGAGACGCGCAGUUAACGAAAAUAUUAUGAAUAACCCGGCGGGCACAGCACUCGUUCAGGCCGCGGGUCUCUCCUCUCAGCGCAAGAGACAAGAGCUCAAGGAAAAGAAGGAGAAAGAGGAGAAAGAGAUGAAGGAUGACAAAUAG
Pseudovirgaria hyperparasitica is the source of this 1062-nucleotide messenger RNA. RefSeq lists its product as uncharacterized. The transcript has 3 exons. The record is from RefSeq and is a predicted model, not a curated record. Bases 1 to 1062 code for a protein of 353 amino acids. Lineage: Eukaryota; Fungi; Ascomycota; Dothideomycetes; Acrospermales; Acrospermaceae.